AUGCUGGGAACCGCCGUCCCUUCGGAACCUGUCUAUCAAUCUUCUUCACGUCAACCCGCUCAGUCGUCAUCGAAUCUUGAGACCGGUAGCUCUAUAUCGACCUCGUCUAAUACCACCCCCACCUUCCCUGCCCCGCCAUCGGCAUCUGCCGCAGGUUCAUCCCGGUUUUCCACCCAGGAUGUUCCGGCUUAUAUCAGAGCAUCCUCGCAUCCUAGCUCGCGGUCUUCGGAAUCUUCGACAGUCACGCCUGGGCCGACCCCUAUACCAACAUCUGCGCAGAUGAACCCGCCCUCUGUGGUUCCAUCGGGUCAAGGGGGGCAGACGGGCACUGCGCCACCAGGCUUUGGAGGCCGGCAUACGGCGAGCCAUUCUUCCCCAGCCUCACCGCAGCUAAGGCCAACGUUACGGUCCCUCCGAUCGCUGGGGGGCUCAGAAGCCAGUUCUCCUAGCCGUAUUAAGAUCCGCGACCUGUCCCACAUCCAGAGCUUCGCCAGCGAGGAGUUUCUAGCUCCGCCACAGAGGACCCGAGCAUCGGGGCACUGGGCUCAAGAGCGCCAGUUCGAAAUCAGUUCCAUGCCGGUCACGGACAUUAUCGAAAUGGUUGCAGGGCUUCUGACCAAGAUUACCACUACCAACGAUUCUCAUCAUGAGCAGGUCCAUCGGCAAAUCCCUUCUGUCGAUGGGUCGAGCAAUUUGAGCCAACAAGCGCACAGCGUGCUUGCAUUUCACGGCAAAAACGUUCCGAGUAUUAGUAUCCUGAGCUAUCUCACCAGGAUUCACAAGUAUUGCCCCACGACCUAUGAAGUCUUUCUCAGUCUACUAGUGUACUUCGAUCGCAUGACCGAGAUGGUCAAUAAAGGUCAAUUAGACCGUUUACGCGGUCGCUACAAUCGUACAGAUGCCUUACAAUCUGACGUCGCAUUCAGACCUAGAUCUUCGGAGUCGUCUAUCACACAGAGGUCUCAUACCUCACCAAUGGUGACUCCGCCGCCCUCUGCUGGGAUUACAGCACAAGACUCGGCAUCGACGUCACCUGUUUCCCCGGCCAUGAAUCCGCUGCAAGGAGAGGACUAUCUCUCACACUUUUUUGUUGUCGACAGCUUCAAUAUUCACCGACUAGUUAUUGCUGGCGUAACUUGCGCUAGUAAAUUCUUCUCUGAUGUAUUCUACACCAAUUCUCGAUACGCUAAGGUCGGAGGCCUUCCUCUAGCUGAGCUGAACCACCUCGAGCUUCAAUUUCUGCUCUUAAAUGACUUCCGCCUCUCAAUACCGGUCGAAGAACUGGAAGCAUACGGGACCAUGCUUGUGGAGUUCUAUGCGCGGGAAAUUGUAGCUCAGCAGCAGCAGCAGCAACAACAACAACAACAACAACAACAACACUCACAGUCUCAGGCAGGACCAAUGGCACGGGAGUCAGAAUCGGACGCGAUGUACAUGCGGCGCCAGCCCGCACACCCGGAAGUCCGUCAAACCAGCACACCACCUUGAAAUAUCAUUAAGACAUAAUUAGACGACGUAUCUAUAGCCCGCGAGGCUCCCCUAUAUCCGCACCGCGUACGCCUACAUCGCCAGGCACUGAUCCUGCACC
Molecule: messenger RNA, 1588 nt
Organism: Aspergillus nidulans FGSC A4
Lineage: Eukaryota; Fungi; Ascomycota; Eurotiomycetes; Eurotiales; Aspergillaceae
Product: putative cyclin-dependent protein kinase complex component
Exons: 2
Coding region: 1-1488 (495 amino acids)
Molecular function (GO): protein kinase binding
Source: RefSeq, a predicted model, not a curated record